AGCCAAUGCGCCUCGGGCGCGCCAGCUGCACUGGGGCCCGGGCGCGCGCGAUUGGCAGCCCCCAGCCUCAGCCCUCGCGCCCCACCCCCGGACGAAGUUCUGCCCACGCCUGCUCCGCGGCCGCCGCCCGUCCCCCUCUUUCCGCCCCCGGGGGUGUCCGGCGCGGGGCCCGGAUCCGGCCGCACGCUCCUCCCACGCGCCGCGGAGCCACCAGGUUCGAAGCGCCCGCGGUCGGCGCAGUCCCCUCCCGCGCGGGACCAUGAAGGUCGAGUUUGCGCCGCUGAACAUCCCGCUGGCGCGGCGGCUGCAGACGGCCGCGGUGCUGCAGUGGGUCCUGUCCUUCCUCCUGCUCGCACAGGUGUGCAUUGGGAUCAUUGUGAUACUGAUCAUACACAACUAUUGGUUCCUCUAUGUCCCUUAUAUGACAUGGCUUUACUUUGACUGGCGUACCCCAGAGCAGGGGGGCAGGAGAUCCAACUGGGUCAGAAGCUGGACCGUGUGGAGGUAUUUUAAGGACUAUUUUCCAAUUCAUCUCAUCAAAACUUGGGAUUUGGAUCCAAGUCACAACUACAUAUUUGGGUUUCAUCCCCAUGGAGUGCUCGUUGCUGGAGCCUUUGGAAAUUUUUGUACGAAUUAUUCGGACUUCGAACAGCUAUUUCCUGGAUUCACUGCAUAUCUCCACGUGCUCCCAUUUUGGUUCCGGUGUCCUCUCUUUCGAGAAUAUCUGAUGAGUAGUGGGCCAGUCUCAGUUUCUAAGAAGAGUGUGUCCCAUGUGCUGAGCAAGGAGGGAGGUGGAAACAUUUCAGUCAUAGUUCUCGGGGGUGCAGAAGAAUCGCUGGAUGCCCAUCCUGGAAAAUUCACUCUGUUCAUCCGCCAGCGGAAAGGAUUUGUUAAAAUUGCUUUGACCCAUGGCGCCUCCUUGGUCCCAGUGUUUUCUUUUGGAGAAAAUGAGCUGUUUAAACAAGUUAACAACCCUGAAGGCUCAUGGCUUCGAACCGUGCAAGAGAGGCUACAGAAGAUCAUGGGGUUUGCUUUGCCUCUUUUCCAUGCCAGAGGGAUUUUUCAAUACAAUUUUGGCCUGAUGCCAUAUAGGAAACCGAUCCACAAUUUAAAAUAAGGGAAACUUGCUUCAGUCCAUCCUUUCUGCUUACCUCCCAAACAAUUAUAUCGGAAAUACCAUGUCUUAUCUCUGGCAUCUUCAGUGUCCUGCCAGUAUUUGAAACCUUUUAAAAAAGCAAGCUGAGAAUAUGAACAUUUACAUAACACCUCAGCCGCCACGAGAUUGAUUUUAUCAUCAGCCAGAUGACUGAGGCCAGCCUGAUUUGAGUGAACCAGACCCGCACAGACCAUGUGCAUUUAAGGACUUUUAUUUGAAAUAACCCAAGUAAGGAUAGAAUAUGGACAAUUCCUUAGACAAAAGCAGAGCUAUGUAUCAAUCCAAUGCAAUGUGAUAUUGCAACAGAGACCUAAGUUGCUGUGUUCAUUUCCGUUUUAAAUUAAUGCACUUCAAACCCAGAGUUGUUUCUUUGCUGACUCCCUGACAGAGCCCAGGCAGGUCAGGUAGCAUCCAGACCAGCAACUUAUUUUGUGUUCUCUCUGCUCCCCUUCUACUUAAUUAAGAGUUUAUAUUUUAAAAAAUAAAAUAAAUGGGGCACCUGGGUGGCUCAGUUGGUUAAGCAUUUGACUUUGGCUCAGGUCGUGAUCUCACCAUUCGUGGGUUCAAGCCCCACAUCAGGCUCUGUGCUGGCAGCUCAGAGCCUGGAGCCUGCUUCGGAUUCUGUGUCUCCCUCUCUCUCUGCCCCUGUCCCGCUCAUGUGCGCUCUCUCUCCCUCUCAAAAAUAAACAAACAUUUAAAAAAAAAGUGAUUAAAAUAAAAGAGUUUGUGAACUUAACUCUACCUCGCAUCAUAAAGACUCAGUAGAUAUUAGUUCAGUUGAUCCUCAAUCAUCACUUCAUCUUUAAUUCUCUCACUGACAGCUGUCUGGAGAUGCUCAGAUUAUCCAUCCUACACAUGUUCAAACAUCUGUGGGACUUCACUUCCUCAUCGACGUUAGAGCAUUCAUUUCAGCGUUAACGAUUCUCUAAUACUAGCGAGAAUUACUAACACUGCAAGGCUGUGUCUGUUAAUAUCCUACUAAUUAAAUGCUUUUAGAAGAAAUAUGUUCUCAUUAAACCCAAAGUGCCAUCAUCAGGUCACAGUUACCCUCCGUGUAUUUCUUACACCAAACCUUGCUAAACCACCAGGUUUCUCUGUGUCCUCCAUCAAAACCCUCUUUCCUCUUUGCUGAGGGUCAUUCAAUGCUUGCGAAAGGGAAGUUGGUGGUGGAAUGAGUGAAAUAGGUGAUGAGGAUUAAGGAGUUUACUUGCUGCGAUGAGCACCGGGUGAUAUAUCGAAGUGUUGAAUCACUAUAUUGUACACCCGAAACUAAUAUUACACUGUAGGUUAACUAAUAUUACAGUGUAGGUUACACAGGACUAGAAUUAAAAUGAAAAAAGUAAUAU
This is a messenger RNA of Acinonyx jubatus (cheetah), 2502 nucleotides long. RefSeq names its product monoacylglycerol O-acyltransferase 1 (gene MOGAT1). Lineage: Eukaryota; Metazoa; Chordata; Mammalia; Carnivora; Felidae. Gene Ontology annotation, cellular component: endoplasmic reticulum membrane. Gene Ontology annotation, biological process: diacylglycerol biosynthetic process; triglyceride biosynthetic process. The transcript has 6 exons. The record is from RefSeq and is a predicted model, not a curated record. Gene Ontology annotation, molecular function: diacylglycerol O-acyltransferase activity. Bases 260 to 1117 code for a protein of 285 amino acids.